This is a messenger RNA of Papilio polytes (common Mormon), 3949 nucleotides long. RefSeq names its product serine/threonine-protein kinase PAK 3 (gene Pak). The record is from RefSeq and is a predicted model, not a curated record. Gene Ontology annotation, molecular function: ATP binding; protein serine/threonine kinase activity. NCBI's taxonomy places the organism in Eukaryota, Metazoa, Arthropoda, Insecta, Lepidoptera, Papilionidae. Gene Ontology annotation, cellular component: cytoplasm. Gene Ontology annotation, biological process: regulation of MAPK cascade; protein phosphorylation; intracellular signal transduction. The coding region runs from base 193 to 1983 and encodes 596 amino acids. The transcript has 13 exons.
ACAUUUAUAAAUGGCGGCUCUAGUCAUAAAUGCUGUCGUCGUUUUUUGUGUGAAAUAGUUCCCAAUUUUCUUUUCACUGGUCUAUAAUUUCAGUGUUCUGAAUACAUUACAAUAUGGAAAUGUGAUUGAAUUAUUACUUUUGACAUUGUUGUUAUUUUUCAUAAUUCUACAAGACUCGGACUAGCUUGCACAAUGUCGAGCGAUGAAGACAAACCUCCAGCGCCUCCAGUGCGAUUGACAAGUAACCGAGCCACCGAUCGCGGAGACUCCGUAGCUUCUGUGGAUAUGAGGCCACUGCCAAAAGAACCUGAUGAUGGUGGUGAUAGGAAAAAGAAAACACUAAAGGCUAAAAUAAAAGGCUCUAAAAGUACAGCUCACAAUGAUAACAAACCUAAUAUUAGUUAUCCCACCAACUUUGAGCAUACUGUUCAUGUGGGUUUUGAUGCAGUUACUGGAGAAUUUACAGGCAUGCCGGAGGCCUGGGCGAGGCUGCUAAUGGCCUCCAAUAUUAGUAAACAAGAACAGAAGAGCAAUCCCCAAGCUGUUCUCGAUGUCCUCAAGUGGUAUGAUGCCUCUGCGACCCAACCACCAGCAUCCAAAUACAUGACCUCUGCACAGAUGCAUACAACCCAUUCAGGUUCUUCAGUAUCUCGAGUGUCGUCUAGUAGUCCAUCAUCAUCAACUCCAACAGACACGGAGCACCCGGAGCCUCCGCCGCCGCCUCCGUCGCGACCUGAUCGUACUAAAAGUAUUUACACAAAACCCAUAGAAGAAGAGGAAGCACCUCCGGCGAGGCCGGUCGCCCCGCCCGCCUCGCCGCCGCACAUCUCGCAUCCCAACAUAACCACUCAUUCACAGAUAUGCAGCCGAGUGGAUGUGGGCGGGUCCCCGUUGCCGCUGGACCGCAACAAGAACCCGGCGCCCGCGGCCGCGCCUCAGACACCACCCGCGCACCCCCCACACCCGCCACACCCGCAGCACACCCCGCACGCCCCCAUCGCGCCCCCCGCCAACGGCGCACAGACCAACACCGACACGGGAUCAUAUAUCUGCAGACGAGCAACUGGUCAACAGCAAAGAAAGAAAAAAAUGACUGAUGAAGAAAUUUUAGAAAAAUUAAGAACAAUAGUUAGUGUUGGUGAUCCAAACAGGAAGUACACAAAAAUGGAGAAAAUCGGGCAGGGUGCGUCAGGUACGGUGUACACGGCCAUAGAGACGUCGACAGGCAUGGAGGUGGCCAUCAAGCAGAUGAACCUCAGCCAGCAGCCUAAGAAGGAGCUCAUCAUCAACGAGAUCCUCGUGAUGCGGGAGAACAAACACAACAACGUUGUCAAUUAUCUAGACAGUUAUCUCGUCAAUGAGGAGCUAUGGGUCGUUAUGGAGUACCUCGCGGGCGGGUCCCUGACGGACGUGGUGACGGAGACGUGCAUGGACGAAGGGCAGAUCGCCGCCGUGUGCCGAGAGGUGCUGCAGGCGCUGCACUUCCUGCACACCAACCACGUCAUACACCGCGACAUCAAGUCCGACAACAUACUGCUCGGCUUGGACGGACAAGUUAAAUUAACCGACUUCGGAUUCUGUGCUCAAAUAUCGCCGGAGCAAAAUAAACGAACGACGAUGGUGGGGACGCCAUAUUGGAUGGCCCCCGAAGUUGUAACAAGAAAGCAGUACGGUCCUAAGGUGGAUGUAUGGUCUUUAGGUAUAAUGGCAAUUGAAAUGAUCGAAGGCGAACCUCCGUACUUGAAUGAAAAUCCACUUCGCGCACUUUAUUUGAUCGCGACGAAUGGCAAGCCCGAUAUCAAAGACAAGGAGAAGCUCAGCACUGUGUUCCAAGAUUUCCUAGAUCAAUGUUUAGAAGUCGAUGUUGAGAGGCGCGCGACGGCGUUAGAUUUACUUAAGCAUCCAUUUUUAAAGAUGGCGAGACCGUUGGCGUCUCUAACUCCUCUAAUUAUGGCCGCGAAAGAGGCUGCAAAAGGACAUUAGCGCAGGCCACCGGCGCCCGCAGCGCCCGCGCGAUUCUAGUGCCCCCAGUGCCUAUACGUGCUGUACACGUGCGUACACGUGCCUGAACGUGCUGUACACGUACGGACAUAUGAACCAAACUAUACAUGUAAGCUGCGAACAUUCAGCAAAACAUAAUGCAGUGUUAUGGUAAAGUAUGUUGUCAGUGAAGUUACAAAGCUAUUAAAACAGGCUUAUUUUGUAAAGUGGCUGCGAUGUGUUACAUAAGUGAUCGUAUUUUUACAAAAGAAAUGUUAAUAAAUGUGCAGUCCAGUAGUUGUAAAGUUGUGUAGUAUUGUGUAGAAACAUUAUUUAUUAAAGAUUGCUAGCCCCGGCGAGGUAUCAGUCUACUGCGGGACGAAUCGAAAGGGAUAUAUAGGGUGUAGAUAUACUGUAGCAUUAGGAGUGGAAUUUGAAAUGUAACAAAAUAAUCUGCAAAUGAAGACUGGCAGUUAACUUUUAGAAGUUGUAAAGUAUAAAUAGUAGAUGUACUGUAGUUCUGUAUUAGUUAUAUAACCGGAUCAGCUUUUAACUGUGAUGGUAGUGGGUAGACUGUGGCGGCAGUAGGCUGAUGCACUCGCUCGGAGUGUAGGAGGGGGAGGGGGGGCGUCGCGUUGCCCCGCCUCAGAUGCGGUUGUUUCAAAGGGUAAAGUUGUCAGUUUUAUAACUCGGAAAUAAUAACGCUACGAAGUGUUUCCUAUUUAAGAAUAAUGGUUAUAUUAAGGUCCCGCUUUAAGAGGGGUUAUAGCAUCAAGUAUUUCAAUGAAAACUAGUGAGUGAAUGAAUAUCAAUAUAAAUAAUGAAUUAAUUUUGACUGAGAUUUGAUCCUAUAGGCAGUAUAUCUGUUGGCUUACAUUGCUUAUUAUAGUCGGUACAUGCGCUAGUUUUAUGUAUAAUUAUACAUACAUUAUCAUUGUAUUUAUAUUUUUUAAACUGCUUAUGUAUUUUUUAUCCUAAUGACAUUUGUAUAUGGAAAUAAGUUUUAGCACGGUUGCGAUUUUAAUAUUUUUGACAUGAACAUAUUUACAGUAGCAAAGUUUACGUAUUGUAUUGUUUUAAAUUGAAGACAUUGUUACUUUAAGUAUUAAUAAACUAAAAUAUUUUGAUGGAUCCAUUUAUUGUUAGUCAUCAAAUUGAAGCAUUUACCUAGUAUUAAGUUUAUAUAGUUUAUUGAUUAUAUUUGAAAUCAGAAAAGUCGGCAUCUUUUGUGGCACAAAAGUAUUAUUAAGCUUUUAAAUGAACAAUUGUAAAUUACGAAACUUAGAUAGAAUAUGAGAGAUUGUUUACCUUCUAUAUGAUAAGACAAUAGCUCCAUAGCUAGAGUUGGAUACAAAUAAUAAAUGCAAGCAAAAUGUACUCCGGAUAUCUUUGUUUAGUGUAUUGUACUCGUCUCUGCUUUCGUUUAUAGGUUGUGCCAGAAGACGCCAUUAAAUUUCCUUUGAAAUUGUUUAUGUUUGCUAUUUUUUAUUAAGCUUGUAAGAGAGAGAAGUGGAGAGCAUGUUUUGAAUGUUUGAGAGGAAUUAUGUUAACAAAAGCGAAGAAAAUCAGUGUCACCUGUAGACUGUAUAGAUACAAAAAAGCAGUGAUUAGUACUUUUUGACAAUACAAAGUGACCAAUUAACGCUAUAUAGAGUUCUUACAUUUGAUCCCGGUUGGUGCAAUGUGACGGUGAUUCAUUAUUGAUGUUAAUGUUUGUUUUUAUUAUAGGUUUGCUUAUUACAUAUAUCUGGAGCUAUUAGCAUAUCGUUUUAAAUGCAAUAUAAUUUAUAUAUGUAUAUUAUUCGUCGAAUACUCGCCGUCUUGAGGCCUAAUAUAGACUAUGUUUGACAUUCAAAUGUGGCCUAUUAUUAAAAUGCACAUAAAUCAUGCCCGCACCAACCACUGCUAAAAUGUGCAACAACAUAGAAAUAUGCAAAUAUGUAGCCAAAUUAUGUUGGCAAUUUUUAAU